Molecule: messenger RNA, 1387 nt
Organism: Sphaerulina musiva SO2202
Lineage: Eukaryota; Fungi; Ascomycota; Dothideomycetes; Mycosphaerellales; Mycosphaerellaceae
Exons: 3
Coding region: 209-1201 (330 amino acids)
Source: RefSeq, a predicted model, not a curated record
AACAACAUGCAACAUCAUCAGCGACAUCACCACAUCUCAGGGCAUCGAGGGGUCAUUUUCUGUGUUAGUAGGAAGUACGGCAAUCGCACCAUGGCCGGUCAAGAGCUACAUGAGUGACCAUAGUUUGUACCUUCCCAGCAUGUGAAUAUAUCUCGCUUCCACCGCUGCAUGCACGAUUGACAGAUAACCGUAUUGCCCUCUUCACCAAAUGGCCGGCUUAGACGACCUCACGCCACUGCGAAUACGUGGCAAACGCCGUGGUACCCCUGCUGAGAAGUGGAAGACAGGCCGCCGUCGCAAACCAGAGUUACAGAAACGACCAUGUUCAUUCGAGCAUGGCACCAAUUCGGCAGGAACACCGUCUGUGAGGCCGCGCAAACAGCGACCUGUGCAGCAGGUCUCACCACUAGAAGAUUUGCCUGCAGAGAUCUUGCAAGCCAUAUUCGAUUAUGCAGGCAACAUCGACUUGCCCGUUGUGUCUCGACCGCUCGCUGCGAAGCUCUCGAACAGUCAACACCUCCAGACUGAGCUUACCAAUCGCCUCCUCGCGCCUGUCCUAAAUGUGGCCACUGACACCUCCAGUGCGAAGGAUCGCAGAGCUGCGACAAGACUGCUGAACUCGCGGUUCAUGACCUGGCAGUUCUUCAAAUCGUGGCUAAGUCGUUUUUCAGCUGCUAGUGCUCCGAACCGUGCUCCAGAAGAUACAGAAGAGUCUAGUUGGGCGUUCGUAUGGUCGUCGCUGCAUCCCUCGCGUGCUUUGCUGCCGCCGAAGAAGCUUCUUCUACCGCCAUUUUCGGAAGACAAAGUAUCAUUCUUGUCUACGCUGUUGAAUGGCACAACCGAGAUCGCCGACCUUGACCCAUCCUACGGUGAAUUGGCAUUUGACUGCCUCGUUGCUGCUAUACAUGCAGGCAACACUGACGUCGUGGACUUGUUACUCAAGGCAGGGCUGAAGAGUAGCACAGAGCUCUUGCGUAUUGCUGUUGCAGAUGCUGGCUGCAAUCAAGACAUUGUCCAGAUGCUGGUCUCUGCCGGUACUGCUUCUCGGCCUCGUGCCACUGCGUCAAAGAGUGCUAUUGACUUGCUGGAUCAAGAUCUCUGGAGUUGGGCAGAGCAAGCUCGUCAGCAAGGUAAUGUUCGUGGCCCGUGGCUCAUCUCCUACCUUCAAGACCUGCAGCGCGAGCACAUUGCGAGACGCUAGCUGUGUCAUUGAAGAGCACCAUCGCCCUCUGCGCAUGCAGAACCUUCAGUAUCGCAGCUCUAGGCACGAGUUCGAGUGAUGGAGAUGAUUCCUAGAGGGGCAUCUCCGAUGCUUGGACCGACCUCUAUCUACCACGUAGAGACUACGUUGUAUAUGCAUCUUGUCAAACUCACCGCUAUUAUUGUG